AGUCGAUAUCCAAGUGCUGUAUUCUGUUCUAUAAACUCCACAAUAACAUAACAAAUAUUCAAAUGGUCGAGCUCUGGUCAUAAGUCUCGGCGCAAUUUGUGAACGGGGGUUGAUUUUAUUCAAAUAGUUAAAUGAGUGUGAUUAUUUGAUUUUUGGUUAUUUUUGAAUUGUUAUUAACCUAUUAGCCGCUAGAUGGAAAUAAAUGUCUAGUCAAAGGAAUCAAAUAUAUUUACUGUACUUUACAAUUUUUGAAUAAAAAAAAACUAUUGACGAUCGCUUAGUGUAGAUGUCGCGUAUAAAUAAAUUUGCCGUUUUUGAUAGUCGUAAAUACAUCAAAUGCAUUUGUGCGGGUUCUACAAAAGUCUUACAGUUACAGAUCCUAUUAAUUCAUUUUAAUUAUUUUUUGUUGUAAUAAUAAUCAUAAGUGUACGGCUGCUAGUGAUAUUCAUAAACAAAUCAUAAUUUAUUUAAAUAUGUCAGAUCAGCGUAGGUUUAAAAUUUCGCGUUUCGAUACUUUUGAAGAAGAUAGUUAUAAGUUUAGUGACUAUGAUGAAGAUCGCGUAAAAGACAAACUAUUACCUUCAAAUAAUGAUGUUGCUAGAAUAGUUCAAACUUUAGAAACAGGAGAUGGCACAGAAGAACAACAGUUUACCUCCGAGAAAGUAUCGGGGUACGAGACCAAUUUAUAUUUAUACUCCGAGGAAAUGGAGGACAGACCUCGAGUAUCAACUCUCAUCAGUUCCUUGGCCAAUUAUUCUAAUACUAUACCACCAGCUUCAAACGAUCCCGAUGCGAGACCUGCAGGAGGUGGUGCACGUAUGGGUACCCUUAUAGGUGUUUAUUUACCCUGUAUUCAGAAUAUUUUUGGUGUAAUAUUAUUUAUUCGCUUGACGUGGGUUGUUGGUACAGCAGGUGCCUUACUAGGUUUCCUAAUAGUUUUAUGUUGUUGCUGUGUUACUAUGUUGACUGCCAUCUCGAUGUCUGCUAUCGCCACGAAUGGUGUGGUACCUGGAGGAGGUAGUUACUUCAUGAUAUCCAGAUCGAUUGGACCCGAGUUUGGUGGAGCCGUCGGUAUGCUUUUUUACACUGGCACUACCUUAGCCGGCGCUAUGUAUAUCGUUGGAGCUGUCGAGAUUGUACUGUUGUACAUCACCGAUAAGUUGACAUUGUUUGGCAGUAUAACGGAUGACCAGGUUAAAUUCAAUAACUUCCGAAUUUACGGUACAGCUGUUUUAAUAUUGAUGGGGUUCAUAGUUUACCUUGGAGUAAAAUUUGUUAACAAAUUCGCAACAGUGGCUCUUGCAUGUGUACUUUUAUCUAUUUUGGCAGUUUACAUUGGAAUAUUUGUCAAUGUCAACGGAAACGACAAAUUACAUAUGUGUUGCUUGGGUAAUAGAUUACUAACAGUGGAUGAUCCUUUCACUGAUUGUAACAAAAAUGUUUCUGGUGUUCUACACAAAAUAUUCUGUACGGGUGAUGAAACAAACUAUAACUGUGAUUCCUAUUAUGACCAGCAUAAUACUUCCAUCAUAAAAGGCAUAAGAGGAUUGUCAUCAACCGCUUUUUUCGAAAACAUUUACGACGGAUUUUUGGAACAAGGACAAUUCAUUUCGAAAGGUAAACUACCAGCUGAUUUGGAAGUUGUUGGUAGCGAUCACUAUAAUCAAAUAUAUGCUGAUAUUACCACUACUUUUACUAUUCUCAUUGGUAUCUUUUUCCCGUCUGUAACUGGUAUCAUGGCUGGUUCAAAUAGAUCUGGUGAUCUCGCAGAUGCUCAGAAAUCAAUUCCUAUUGGAACCAUUGGUGCAAUUCUCACAACUUCCACAGUCUACUUGUCAUGCGUUCUUCUAUUUGCCGGAACGGUUGACAAUCUUUUACUACGAGAUAAAUUUGGUGCAUCAAUUGGUGGUAAAUUGGUAGUAGCGAACAUAGCGUGGCCUAAUCAAUGGGUAAUAUUGAUUGGUUCUGUCCUCUCUACACUGGGCGCUGGUCUACAGUCUUUGACUGGGGCUCCACGUCUUCUGCAAGCUAUCGCCAAAGAUGGUAUUGUCCCAUUUUUAGCACCUUUUGCCGUUUCUUCGAGUAAAGGCGAACCAACUAGAGCAUUACUUCUCACUUUGCUUAUAUGCCAAGGAGGUAUUUUAUUAGGAAACGUAGACAUCUUAGCUCCAUUACUAUCAAUGUUCUUUUUAAUGUGUUAUGGAUUUGUUAACCUUGCUUGCGCCCUUCAAACGUUAUUGAGAACUCCAAACUGGAGACCAAGAUUCAAGUAUUACCACUGGUCCUUAUCUUUCAUUGGUCUCUCCUUGUGCAUCGCUGUUAUGUUUAUGACAUCUUGGUACCUAGCUUUGCUAGCAAUGGGAAUGGCUGGAGUUAUCUACAAGUACAUAGAAUAUAGAGGGGCAGAGAAGGAAUGGGGAGAUGGUAUCAGAGGAUUGGCUUUAUCGGCAGCUAGGUUUUCUUUACUACGUUUGGAAGAGGGACCUCCACAUACAAAAAAUUGGAGACCGCAAAUUUUAAUUUUAGUAAAAUUGACUUCAGACUUUUUGCCAAAAUAUAAGAAAUUAUUUUCUUUUGCUGCUCAGCUCAAAGCUGGUAAAGGAUUAACAAUCUGCGCCUCAGUAAUAGGUGGCGAUUUUACAAGAUGUUAUGGCGAAGCUAUGGCUGCUAAGCAAAGCCUUAGCAAAACUAUGGAGGAAGAAAAAGUUAAAGGCUUUGCUGAAAUUUUAGUAGCUAGAGAUAUUACAGAAGGAUUGUCGGAUCUUGUUCAAACCGCAGGAUUAGGCGGAUUAAAGCCUAAUACCGUGAUACUCGGUUGGCCUUAUGGCUGGAGACAGUCGGAAGAUGACAGGACUUGGCAAGUAUUUUUGGAAACAGUGCGAAAUAUAACAGCCGCAAGAAUGGCAUUACUUGUACCUAAAGGCAUUAAUUUCUUUCCUGACAGUACAGACAAGGUUAUAGGAAAUAUUGACGUUUGGUGGAUAGUACAUGACGGAGGAUUGCUUAUGCUGUUACCUUUCUUGUUGAAACAACACAGAACCUGGAAGAAUUGCAAAAUGAGAAUAUUUACGGUUGCUCAAAUGGAAGACAAUUCCAUACAAAUGAAAAAGGAUUUGAAAACGUUCCUCUAUCAUCUCAGGAUUCAAGCCGAGGUUGAAGUAGUUGAAAUGAUGGAUCAUGAUAUAUCUGCUUAUACUUAUGAGAGAACUUUGAUGAUGGAACAACGUAAUCAAAUGUUGCGAGAACUUCGCUUGAACAAAAAAGAAAGCUUAGGAGUGGUGGAUCUGGCGGAUUUUAAUCUUUUGUCAGCGGAGGAGAAGAUACCUUUGGUCCAGUCCAUUGUAGAUCAACAUCAUCAAAAUGUUGACGCCAAAAUGCCAACCAAAGUACGUUUCCAAGAACCUGGCACCGAAGAAGACAACAAAAAUCAAGCUGAACCAACCAAUGAGCCUAAAAUUCAUAAUAAAGAGGAUUGUGAUAAUACCAAAGAAAAAGAAGACUCUUCGGAAAAGGAAAAAGAGUGUACCAAUGAGCACAAUCAUUCAAAUUCUAUAUCAGAGGAAAAUAACAAAUCUCCUAGAACCCCUGACGAAGGUAACGUUCGUCGGAUGCAUACAGCUGUGCGUCUAAAUGAAGUGAUUGUAAAUAGAUCUCACGAUGCUCAAUUAGUCAUUUUGAAUUUGCCCGGACCGCCUAAAGAUACUAAAAUCGAAAGAGAAUCAAAUUAUAUGGAAUUUUUAGAGGUGUUAACAGAAGGAUUGGAAAGAGUAUUGAUGGUACGAGGUGGAGGCAGAGAAGUCAUAACAAUAUACUCGUAAUUUAUAUGUAAUUGUAAGUUUACGAAGUGAAACGUUCAUUCCAAAGCAAAUUUCAUUAUAUACAAAUGGAAUUAAAAAAACGUUCACUACCUAUUUGAAAGAAUCGAUGAUGUAAUGACCUAUGUUUAGUAUGUUCAAGAAUAGUGAUUACACCAAUUAAUUAUUAUUAAUGUCAUAGAUUAUUUAUCUAUAUAUAUACUACAAAUAACUUAGCAGGCAUACUUACAACCUUUCUGCUGGGUACCGUGAUUCUUGAAACUAUUGUAAUAUUUAUAAAAUCAAAAGGCAACUUUUACUAAGUGCUCAUUUUCUUACGAGACAAUUAGCAAAUCAACGUGCAGUGUUAUUAGUCAUAUUUAGAUAAUAUGGAACUAGAUAAUAUGGAACUAGAUAAUAUGGAAAAAACACUCCCGACUGUAAUAUUACAAUUUACUUGUUCCAUUUCUUAGAACAUUUUCUAAUGUUUUCUCUCUAGACGGGAUCGAAUACUUACUAAAUCAAGUUUGUCAUGUUUUUGUUCCAAUAGCAAUUAAUCAUUUCUAAUAAUUCCUAUCUUUCAACUGAGGAAUUCAUUUUAUAUAACAGAUACAGUUAUAACUAAUCAGGCAGCUCUAUACGUGGUGUAGCCAAAUUCAAAAAUCAUAUAUAUAUAUAUAUAUAUAUAUAUAUAUAUAUAUAUACAGGGUGUUCCAAAAUGAUCUUUACAACUUCAAAACUUCAUAACUUCGAAAAUAAACAAGAUAUUUAUAUUCUGUCUUUUGCAUGUAUUACUGCAACUAAUAAAGUUUUUUUAGUACACCAUUGGUGGCCCUAAGCACUUCCAGUCUGUAAUCAAUUUCAAACCAGGUAACAUGUCGCCUGUGAUUGUACUAAAAGUUUGUGUAAUGCGGCGUUUCAAGUCAUCAAAGUCAUUAACCGGUGUCCGGUAAACAAUAACCCCACAAGAAGAAGCCGAGGGGUGUUAUGUCCGGAGACCUUGGUGGUCAUGGAAUUGGGCUAUUCCGUCCAAUACAUCGGUUGGGAAAAGUUUCGUUGAAGUGUUCCAAAACUGCUGUCAACCAGUGUGGUGGUGCACCGUCCUGUUGGAAGUAAAUAAUCGUCUGUAAUUCUUAGGUAUAUCCAGGUACACGCACCCAGUAACUGUGGUUUCUAUGAAGAAGAAAGCUCUUUCGUUGAAGCUCGACUACUGCAUGAGAGGUUUCAGAACAUGAAACACUGAAACACACCUUUUUCGAGAAAUCUUCAUCAUGCUCAAUACAUUGUAACAUGUCUACGGCAAAUUCCACACGUUUUGGUCGAUAUAUUGGAAACAGUGCCUGCAGCAACUGUACCUUAUAGGCAUACAGACGCAACUUUUUAUGAAGAACCCUGUGGAACGUGGUUGUAGGUAUUUGGAGUUGCCUUGAAACCUGAACAAUUGAAGUUUUCGGAUUGUGCUGGAAUGUUUGCCGUAUUCGCUCCACAUUGUCUGGACUUGUGCUGGGUCGUGCGGCUCCACUUUUAUGCAAUACUGAUCCGGUGCUCAUAAAGCUUGUGUGCCAUGCACGGAUGGAGGGUCUGGAUGGUGGAUCUCUUUGGAAGUUCCGUUGAACUUGUGUUUCGGCACUAUGAACCAUGACACGCAUUGAGCUUUCUGUUGUAGUAUCCACAUCUUUACUUAUAACUGUUCAGCCUAUUAAAAAAAAAGUUUAUUAGUUGCAGUAAUACAUGCAAAAGACAGAAUAUAAAUAUCUUGUUUAUGUUCGAACUUAUGAAUUUUUGAAAGUGGUAAAGAUAAUUUUGGAACACCCUGUAGUUUAAUACGUGAGACUAUUACAAUCUAUGUUUGUUGGAUAAGUUUAUGAUUUUUUAUUUUAUUCAAUAGCAUAACGUUUGAUAUUUUUAUUGCUUUUUAUCAAUUUUUCAACUUGCCCAACAUCUUCUUCCAUCCGAAACUAAUUUACACUAAUUUUUAUAUUUCCUUAGUACUAGGAAUGUUGUAAAAUUUGUAUGUGGUGUUGCAGUUAACAGUUUGUGAUAGUCGUUACCGGUCCUUGCAUUAUAAAAACGAAAGAUUUUCAUUAGUCUUAUAACUGCCAAAAAAUUCAAAGAUAAAAACUUUGUUUAUAGUAACGUUAUGUCAAAUAUUUAUAUAAAACAAAAGUUCCUCUUGUUCAACAUUUGAGGUGCAGCUUCUCGUACUAUACUAUAUUUAAGAAUAAGACAUAAGAUACAGUAACCCACAUGUUAUUGUAUAUCUUGCUAUUACCACAUUGUCAACUUAGGUGGACUCUACCACCUUUAGGGCCGAUUCUCACUAUAAUGCUGUUCACAGUUCACAAUUUGACUCAGUUCAAGAUUCAGUCUUGAAUUGUCGAUAAUCAAAGUCGGAUGUAUUUGGCUCGUAGAUAAUUAAUUAGAAAAUUAUUGUAAUAUUUGCAGUGAAAAACUGUCAUUAACCUUUUCGAUUGAAGAAUUAGCGACUAUAGCUCUUCUUCUCGAUGAAGCAGAUAAUAUUAUCAAGACAAGAAGAAAAUAUAAAGCAAUGAGAAGAAUGUGGGUGCAUCCAAGUUUAUUACAACGAAAAAAAAAGAAGAAGAGUAUUACACUUUCUAUCUGCAUUUAAUUAAUAAUAAAGAAAAAUCCUUACAAUACUGUCGAAUGGAUUGGACUCCGUUUGAAAUGAUUUUGAAGAAAAUCACAUUAAAAAUAGAAAAAAAAUAAAUAAAAUUUAUUGCAUUUGAUGUACUGAUCGCUUCAGCGGGUAAUAGCUGACUGAACCUGAAACAAAAGAAUAUUCACACUAUCGGUAGUACAUAUCGUGAUAAGUUCGAUCUCGCUCAAACAAAAUUUCUUCGAACCUAAUCGUGAUUGGACUAGGAUUCGAGCGAAAUUUGACUGUUGCACACAUAUAUUUUUUACUUCAUAAUAUUUUUAUCAAACCGAGAUUGGACCGAGAACGAACUGGGAACGGCUUUUUAGUGAGUAUUGGCCCUUAUUUUUCACUUUAUUUCGCUGGGAUGUUUAGUUUAGUCAAAAUUUAAUAAACUUUGUUUAUUUUUUCUUAUAUAGUAGUUGCAUCACCAAUGAACUAAUAGCCUCUAGUAUUUAACAAUAUAAAAUAAUCGGUUAAAGGUUUUUUUGCAAUGGAAAAAGUUGUUUGUUUCACGACUCUUAUUAUUUAGAGAAUAAUUAUUUUUUUAAUGUACCUACAUUUCGUUAUUAAAAGUUUUUAAAUCAUAUAAACGAAUACACGCUUAAUCACUAAUUGGAAUUUCUUAUUCAAAUAUUGAAUUCGAUUAUUCAUUGACGUUAUAUUCCCGAAUAACAAAGCAAUAUAUUGGGAAACACAAUAAAAAUCAUUUUGAAGAAUAUAUUAUGUGAGAGUUUCCACAAAUUUGUCGUUUCGAAUUAUACAGUAUAUGAUAGAAAAUAACACUUAUUCAUGUCUAGUCUAGUUAAACUUAGAAAAAGAAAUAAGAGCUUAUAAAAUGUCUUUUAAAUUAUCUGAUAGACACUCAAAAUGACAUAAAUUCUUACGUAUAUAAAUCGAAACCAAUUCAAAUUGUUUUUGCGAUUCAUCGUUAUUAUAAUCAUAAAAAAUUUUACUCAUUCACAACUAAAAUAUCUAAUUAAAAUGAUUUAAGAUCCAAUUUCAGAGGAGAAACACAAAACUCAAUAGAAACCGGUGAAAAAUAUAUUAGAUGAUUCAACCAACAUUUGGAAAUAAUAUUUUCCACAAUAGUAAAAUAAUAAUAAAAAUUAUAGGCAGCCAUUAACUUCAAAAGGAAAGAUGACCGAAAUAUUUAAUAUAUCUACAUCUACAUCGAUAAGCGAAAAAUUACUACAUAUACUAUAUAUAUAUAUAUAUAUAGUUAUUAGCAGUGGCGGCCUUAGGGGGUGGCGAACAGGGCAAUCGUCCAGGGCCUCGCGCAACAACCCAAGCAAAUUUUAAAAAAUAUAAUAUUUUUUAACUAUUUUUAUAUAUAUAUAUUGACAGACAGUUCAAAGAAGUCAGAAGACGACGUAAAAAAAGGCAUUUUGAUUAUGAAGGGGGAGAUGAAGCUCAUGAAUUGAAAGCGGAAGGAAUUUUCAAAAUAAACUAUUUUUAUGUCAUUGUCGACAAUGUGCUCGCAAGCUGUUGUUAUCAUAGGUUUGAGGCUCUUAAGCAUCAUGAAAGCAUAUUUGGUUUCAUGUAUAAUAUAAAAAAAUUAAAGGAAAUUAAUUAUAGUGAACUUUUAAAGCAAUGCAGUGACUUGCAAAUAUCUAUGACAGUAGGAGAAUCAUGUGAUUGAUGGAACAUGAAUUGUACAAAGAAUUGAAUAUGUUCAUCCGUGUGUAUGAAGGGAGCAAUGACAUUACCUCGGUGCUAAAAUACAUAAUAGAAAAAAAAUUGAUUGAAGUUUACCCCACUACGAAAUAGUCCUGAGAAUUAUUGCUACCACACCUGUUACAAUUGCGUCUGUUGAAAGGAUUUUUGGAUUAUUGUUAUUUAAUUAAAGAUUUUAGUCAUAGGAAAAGCAGUAAAUAUCAAUUUUGAAAUUUAUCAUCUCUGUAUUUGUUAAUUUUGUAAAUCUUUCAAUGUAAAAUAUUUUAAAACUCAAAUUUGAUUUAUUUGUAUAAUUUUAGCAUUUCUCCUUAAACAUGACAACCUACUUUCGCAUUACAUAAUGAAAGACAAAGGCCCUCGUAAACACCUGCUCCGGGCGGCCUCGCAAUGGGUAAGGCCGCCUCUGGUUAUUAGAAAAAAAAACAUCAAUAUAUAACUAUAUAACUUGAAGUAUUUAAGGCUGAAAUGAAUCUGAAUUAAACCAUUUAUAGACUAAGGCCCAUUUCGCACCAAGCCAGUCUAGUCCAUUCGCGUCCAGUCAAGUCGGACGCUUUUGAAUUGAAACAAAGAGAAUGUGUAAAUAUGGUUUCACACUAAGCGCGUCCCGUCAAGUCCCGCAAAAGCGUCCGAUUUGACUGGACGCGAAUGGACUAGACUGGCUUGGUGCAAAAUAGGCCUAAGAGCUAGUGCCUGCCAGACAUACGUUAAAGUAUAAAAGGUGGAAAUUUUUUUGCGUGUUCUCACUGGUGUAGGGAACGAUGUUUGGAGGUUACAAAGUUUAUACUUUAACGUAUGUCUGGCAGGCACUGGCUUUUAGUCUAUUAUAAAUAGUAUGUUCUAUAUGAUGCAAUUAAAAUAUGAAAAGGAAACUGUAAACAGAUAUGCAAAAAAAUUAUGGUAAAUAAAUAUAGAAACACAUACUGUAAAAAGAAAACAAUGCACAUAUCACCUAUCAUCCAUUAUCAAUAAUAUAUGAUUAGUUAAUUCUGAAAGUUAAGGAAUUUCAAUAAAGGAAAAAUAAUAGACAGAAUCAAGGAGAUACCGAGUAAAAAACGCAGCUUGAUAGAAUGAGAAAAGAAUAAAAAACAGGACAGGAAAUGUUUGAAAAGGAAGAUAUGUAUUAGUGAACUGGUUAAAAUAUUGUAUAAAACAUUUUAGUCGACUUCUUAAUAAUGUUUUCAUUGAGAACGUAUUUUAUGAAUCGUAAAAACAAUUUUAAAUUAGUUUACGAUUGUUGAACAAACAGGAACACUUUCGGAUUAUUCGUUCCAGUUACUUUUACAGAUAAUUUACUAAUUUAAUUCAGUCGAAUAUUUUCUUUUAGGUGGUAAUUUAACAAAACGUUUAUCGCGUACCUUUUAAAUCUAAGAAUUUUGAGCAAUAUUAACUUAAUAAAUAAUGAAUAUUUACUGUAUUAAAUGUCAAAUUAUGAGUGAUAGAAUUAUAUUUAGUAAGUCAUAAUAACAUGUUUUUCUGCAGAAAUGUGUAGAUUCUGAUUGAGAAACUUAUCUAUACCUACAUACUGAAAUGGAAACUUUCUUCAGAAACUAUGACUUUCAAUAUUUUUAUUAUGUAUUUGCACAUUUCUAUGGAAGCACGAAUGUUGUAUAGAUUUUUAUCUCAUGUGAUGUAAGCAAGAACUCAUUAUUAUAAAAUCAGUAUAUCGCGAUUGAGGAGCUCUACACCCUACAUAUCUAAAGAACAAAAAUUGGCAUAAUUAUAAAAUAAAAAAGAUUAUAUUUCAUGACGCUAAUUUCCGCUACUAACAUUUGCAAAAAUCGAUUAUAUUUGUCGUGGUUAACCUAAUCACAUUUUAAUAUUUGCGGACAAAUAUCGUGAUUAUUGAAGGAAUUGAAUCAUUUCGUUUAAUAUUUUUUUUAUGACAACAUCGUUUCGUCCCGACUUUCAUUUUUUGCUUAGCGGCGUUGAUCGAUCGAUGUAACACAACCUUGUUUGCUGACAAUUACGUCUUCGAACGCAAUGUUCAGAUCCAUUCUCCUGUCCACCUGACUUCCGGUUCUUUCCACUUAAGCCUAUAGUGAGAAAUUCAUCUUUCAUUUAUCAUUAUAUAAAUAUAUCGAAGCUUACUUCUCAUCGACCCACGGAUUAUGUAAGAAUCGGAUCCAGUACAAUUGUAUUUACUUCCGUGAUCUGUGACCACUGAUAUACUGAUUAUGUUGAGUCUUGUUGUAUAAGAUUGUGUGGCAACUUCGUAUUUCUAUUUUUCUAGACACGUUUUUUGCCAAUUGUAACAAAGGGCGGCUCAACAUUCUAUAUAUCUUUCGAAAUAAUAAUAAAAAUGACGUAGGUACAACUUUAUGUAUGUAUAUUUGUGUGUAUGUGUGUGUGCAUAUAAACAAAACUAAAUACAAUAGCCAAAAAUGAUCAGUCGAGUUCUGAUCCAUUAAAUAUUAUUCAUAAAACACUUUGCAUUAAUAGAAUUUCAACUUUAAAAGGUAGUUUUUACCUACACAAUACUGAAUAGUUUAGAACAAAGAGUGAUAGAACUUCUGUGAAAAAAAAGUUUCUCAUUUACUCAUAACUUUGUUUUGUUUGAAAUAUAUAAAUGUAUAGUAGUUAAUAUAGAUGAUAUAAAGAAAUUUUUCAAACAAUUUUCGAAAAACACUCUAAUUUAUAUAAAAUAAAUUUAUAAGUUUUCUAUAUUUCUAUUUACCUAUAAAAUAUUUUCCUUCUAUAUUAUCUAUACGUUGAACCACAUUACCAUCAAAUUUUAUAGAUACUGUCUAGAGCAGAUCCAGGGUCUUGACAAAGGGGGGGUCACUAGUAUUAAGACGAGUCAUCCCCCAAAGAUAUUUUAAGCCUUUUACCCACAAAAUAUAACUACUCGAGAGUAGGAUCUCAAAUGCCGAAGAGCCACUGAGUCCCGUAGAGUGAAUCGAAAAUCGAUUCUUUUGAAUCGUUCGUUUUAGAUGAACGAUUCCAAAAGAACUGCGACUCUUCUUGCUUUCCCUCACUAGUUCAAAUUUCUCAUCUGUCCCAAAAUCUGACCGACUCUUCAAGUGAGUCGAUUGAGUGAGAUUACUAGUUUACAUUUCAUUUUUUCGACUAGACCAACUCUUAAGUCGUUUACCCAUAGAGCCCUAGACCGAUUAUCGAUUAGUUUGAUUUGAUUCAUAUUAAUUAGUUUAUAUCAGAUUCUUCUACUUCUUAGUCUUGAGUUUCCUGAGCAUUUUAUUUUUGUUUUAUUAGGUAUUGUUUUGAUAUUCGAAAUAUUUGGGGGUAUUGGCUCCCUUUAUCCACGGUGUGAAAUAAUUCGUACUUUUACAUAUUCCUAUUUGCGCUCUUUUAUAAGAAACACAAAAACCAAGUUAAUUAAUCAGGGUUUAGGGGGUGGGGUUCAUGACCCCCUUUGGAUCCGCGCUUGGAUACUGCAUUGAACUGAUUUAUGUACAAAGCGAUUCAUUAGGGGUGGUGACCAGCCAUAUCUCGGUACAAAAUUGUGUUGAUAUAUUCAAUUGAAUCGGCAUAACUUUUCUGAAAACUUACAGAGUGAACCAUUAUUCAAUAAAACUGAUUUAAAUUGCGAAUAUCUAAUUAAGUAGUAGGUACUAUUUUUUUUGUAAGUUGAUGUUUUUUUGGGGCCCGUUACCAGUACUAAUGAAUCACUCUUUAUCGUGUCCAAUUUUGAUGGCAUUACUAAUAAAAUUAUUAUUUUUAUUAAUCGUUGAAUUGUAGACAAUCUUAAAUCAGUUUAUUAUUUUUAUAAAAGAAACCAAAAAAAGUGGCAUGUGAGCAAAAUUUCAAUAUUUAGUAACUUUAAGUAGUUUCAGAAUAUUCAAAUUUCAGCUAAAACAGAAUAUACUAACCAAUUCAAUCAUGAUUUCUGAUUUUGUUGAAAAUAAAACGUGAUUGACUAUUUUUUAUCUCUCAUUGUGAUUUCAGACCUGUUAAUUAUUGUUAUUAAUAAGAUAUAGCUUUAUUAAUACUUAUAAGUGUAUUACACAAAUCAAAUUACCAGAGUAUUUAUAAUAUGUAUCUAUUUUUAUUUGUUUCAUCUAUUUGCUAUAUAUGUAUAUCUAUUGUUAAUAAUUUUGUUAUCCAAAGGAAUUAAAUUUAUUAUCUACAAGAGUUUUAAAAAUAGGAAAUAUUUCUAAUAAAAUAUAGGAAUUUCACGUCCAGUUAAAAGAUGUAGGAAUAAUUAGUAGGUAGGUAUAAUAACUGUUCAAAAUUAUUUUAAAAAAUAUAUUCUGAAUUCUUAGAUUUGUGAUGCAAGAUCAAAAAAAAAACGAAUAAAUAAAUGUUGUUACUCCUUGUAUUAUUAUGAUAAAUCGGUACUUUAUGAGUAUUUAUUUCCGUAUGUGUAAUUUUGAAAUAGCCCUAGCUGCUUGGUAGAAUAAAUCUCGUGAAGGACGCUAUAUUAGUGUUCUUAUAGUUAGUUAAAAUUCCUAACAACUCAAAUGUUGUCAAGUUCAUCAAGUUCAUACACUAACCGGUCUAUAAUAUACUGAAAAAUACCAUAAUCGAAUUGAUCGCAAAUUUAAGAAUACUCAGUAGAUAUACUAUAUUAAGAGAGAACAUUUGACUUGACAGAAUUUUUCAAUGUGUUAUGCUAAACACGACACAAACCCAGAGUCUCAUCUUGGUAUAUUGUAUCUAUAAUAUCGAAACACGAAAUGAUAUAGAAAAUCAGAUAUAAGAUUUUGCCACUCUUUUUAAACAUGGACGGUCAUCUUUAACUUAAGUUUCGUGCAGCUGCGCAGGUGUAGGGAUAAAAUAGUGCACUAGUGAUCUCGACUAGCCUUAAAGGUACCUUAAAAUAUUGAAUUCUAUUUAUUUAUAUUGAUGUGUCACUAAAGUAGCUAGUGCCCAGGUCGCGCCAUUAUAACUCUUUAUUAAAAUAUCUAUGUUAUUCAUAUGAGUUUAAUAAAUAAAUUAUUUAUAUUUUUAUAUAGGUUUUAUUUUAUGUAGUUCUGUAAGAAAAUUGAAGUGAUACAUAGAAUCAAAAGUGGAUAUUAUUACCAAUAUAACAAACGUAAUAUUAACUUUAUCAUCAAACGUGAUUAUUAUUAAGUGAGAAAUAUGCACUAUAACGUUUCUCAAAUUUCCUAUUUCAUCCUUCUUCUUCAUUAUUAAAUGUUCCACAAUUUCAAAUCCAACUGCAAGCUUUUUUGACCUGUAUUUUUAACUCUCACGUAACUCACCGUAAUUAACCACUCUAUUGUUAAUUUUAAAAAUAUAAACAUGGGAUGUCAGAAGUGCACUGUUCAUAAUAUGUGCCAAACUAGAAUGUACUUUUUCGUCCCAUGUUUACUUACACGUUAUUGAAUUUCUAUUGUAUGUUAAACUUCACUAUGAAUGGCGCAAUCUGAGUUUAAUUAUUGACAAUGUGUUCAUCGGACAUACAUGAAAUAAAAUAUUAAAU
Messenger RNA from Diorhabda carinulata, 13510 nucleotides. It is a transcript of the gene kcc, whose product is annotated as solute carrier family 12 member 6. Lineage: Eukaryota; Metazoa; Arthropoda; Insecta; Coleoptera; Chrysomelidae. The record is from RefSeq and is a predicted model, not a curated record. Gene Ontology annotation, molecular function: potassium:chloride symporter activity. The transcript has 14 exons. Gene Ontology annotation, cellular component: membrane. Gene Ontology annotation, biological process: chloride ion homeostasis; cell volume homeostasis; chemical synaptic transmission. The coding region runs from base 474 to 3818 and encodes 1114 amino acids.